GACUGCGCAUGCGUGCACUAGCAUGGCGGCGCUGGCUCGUACCGGCCGUGGAAGUUGCGAGACCAUGAACAUUGGAAAGUUUUAGCGGCGGAAAUGGGCUGUUAGCUGUGGCAUUUGAACGUCGAAAGCCCUGGGCAGAGAGUGAACCCCCCACAGAGACAGAGGGAGAACCAUGACAGCGAACGAGGACCAAGAGAUGGAGCUGGAGGCCCUUCGCUCCAUCUAUGAGGGGGAUGAGGGUUUCAAGGAAAUCAGUCCAGUGUCCUUUCAGUUUAGGAUAGGAGACCUUGAGGACACCAAAGCAUUCAUCCUGGACAUCACGUGGCCAGAGAUGUACCCCGAAUCGGCCCCGCAAAUCUCCCUCGACGCCUUUUUCAACAACCGGCUCUCUGCAGAGACCAAGCAGCUGAUCCUGUUGAAGCUGGAGGAGCAGGUGGAGACUAACCUGGGGACCGCCAUGAUGUACACCCUGUUUGAGUGGGCCAAGGAAAACCAGGAGGGCCUCAUGGAGAACCACAAGCCCGUAGUGACUGCUGUGACGUUGACGCCCAGCAGUGAGGUCACGUCCACUGGCCCGACAUCCAGGAAGAGGGAGAAGAAAGAACAGCUGACGAAAUCUCAGAAGAGAAGGAUCAUCAACAGAACAGAUAACAAGGGAGAGCUUCCAAGAGGUUGGGACUGGGUGGACGUUAUCAAACAUUUGAGUAAAACGGGAGGGAAAGAUGACGACUAAAUCCGAGGGCAGUGAUCUGGUGCUGCUUUACACAAGUAGCUGCCGAUGUGUCUGGAGUCACUGCUGCCGCCCGUUGCUGCUGCUGUUCCAGAAGCUCCUUCACAUCCAACCUCACCUACAAGUUACCUACCACUCAUAGUGGUCACUACCACCCUGACAACAAAGGAAGGCUGGGUAACGGUGGACUUCAGGACACACACACGGAGACACACACACACACUUAUUCAGCUUAACUGAGACUUUGAGCUGGGAUUCAUCAGAAGCCCUCACUCUGUUUUCUGUGUUUGUGGUGUUUGUGUAAGCCGACACCAGGUUCUGCUCAUUUAACCCUCCGAUGUUCCCCUCCGUCAUCCAUCAGGGUGGAGUGACCUUGAUAUACUGCUGUCACUGCCAUGUUUUCAGUCGGUGAGGUCAGGCCCAGCUGUCAGGCCCUGAGCCGUAACUGUUGGGAUUGUGCUUCUGAGUGGACGUGUCCAAAGUGUCAAGUGGCAUCCUGCUGUUACUCUGAGGCAUCAUGUGACUUUUGUGAAAAGCAGAGAUUUUUUUUAAUAACUUACACAAUGUUACGCCUGUUUCUUAUUUUGAGUAUUAUUUUUCCCCCCUAUGAAGUGAAAACCUUAACAUUUUUAUAUAUUUAAAUAAAACCACCUUUGGUCUGCUGCUGGUCUAAUAUUGUCAUUUACCAUCGGUUCAUAUAAAUUUGUGUUUAAUCUGCUAAAUUAUAUGAAUAAGUACUUUCUCCUGCAGCAGUUUUGUGUAAACAUCAGUCAGUUCCCACUGUUUUUAUAACUGCAAACAUUUCUCUGAACACAUGAGCAUGCAGCAAAGACUCCUCAGAUUCUUCAGGAGCACCCACCUACCUGAAGGCCGCCAUUCAUCAGCCCCGGUUACUUUUGUUUCUAGGUCACAUUGAAAGGUGUAAUUUCAUUAUGUCUGUCCCAAAAGUGUGAAGUUAGAAAAGUAAACCUGAGGUACGAAGGGGAAAUAAAACAAUGUGAUGGAUCUGUCCUAUUUAA
Scophthalmus maximus (turbot) is the source of this 1749-nucleotide messenger RNA. RefSeq names its product RWD domain containing 4 (gene rwdd4). The record is from RefSeq and is a predicted model, not a curated record. Bases 173 to 733 code for a protein of 186 amino acids. The transcript is spliced from 8 exons. NCBI's taxonomy places the organism in Eukaryota, Metazoa, Chordata, Actinopteri, Pleuronectiformes, Scophthalmidae. Gene Ontology annotation, molecular function: protein binding.